UUGAAAAAUGUUUAGGGCACUUUGGCUUCUCCCACAUCUUUAUAAGCCUGGUCAUGAACUCCAUCAAAUUCAGUGUUGUUUCCAUCCUCAUCAAUGGCAACUCUUCUAAAGCUUUCAAUCCCAAGAGAGGAGUUAGACAGGGAGAUCCCUUAUCCCCCCUACAUCUUCAUCAUCGCCAUGGAAGGGCUGACACGCUCACUUAACCACCUUCAUAGUCUAGGCUGUCUUAAAAAAUACAACACGGGAAGGAUCCAAACGGUAAACCACCUUACCUUUGCAGACGAUGUCCUGAUUUUCACUAAUGGAUCCCUUCACAACCUCAAAAAACUCAAAAGUUUCCUUAGCGGCUUUGAGGAAGCAACAGGUGCUAUUAUCCCGACUUCUGCAGCUAUAGGGUUGCACUUUUAUCCAAUAUGGGAAGCAGCAUCCAUCGCUGAAUGGUUAUACAAUGGUGGUCCUUAUGAACUAAUCGUUCUACAUUUUUUACUUGGUGUAGCAUGUUAUAUGGGCCGCGAGUGGGAACUUAGUUUCCGCUUGGGUAUGCGCCCAUGGAUUGCUAUUGCGUAUUCAGCUCCUGUUGCAGCUGCUACCGCCGUUUUCUUGAUCUAUCCAGUUUUCCUCCAAGCCAUAAAUCAAUGGGUUAUGAUGCUGCCGCGCAUGCAGCCAUCUUUAUGGUACGAGACUAUCAUCCAACUAAUCGAUUUGCCUCAAUUUGGUACCGCUCUCGCGGCCCGCACCGAAACAGUGCUUUACCCCUAGAUGUCCAGUCAACUGCUGCGCCUCAACGCAUUUCGGGGAGAACCAACUAGCUCUGGGUUCGAGUGGCAUUCAUGGAACUAGCAACUCUUGUGACUCUCUUUGUAUCAGGUGUCGUACUUUGUUUAUUGAUCCACUUUUUUUUGAAAGGCGAAAAAAAACUUGUUUUCGCCUCUGUAUUACCGCGGCUGCUGGCACAGAGUUAGCCGAUGCUUAUUCCCCAGAUACCGUCAUUGCUUCGUCUCCGGCAUUGCUCCGGAUAGGUAGGUCUUAGACCUCUCAGCAGCUCAAGAAGGCGGGUCGACCAAAAGCGAUAUAUAAAGGUGCAUA
Cuscuta campestris is the source of this 1086-nucleotide messenger RNA. The record is from the annotation of a GenBank genome assembly. NCBI's taxonomy places the organism in Eukaryota, Viridiplantae, Streptophyta, Magnoliopsida, Solanales, Convolvulaceae.